This is a messenger RNA of Penicillium argentinense, 552 nucleotides long. RefSeq names its product cupin domain-containing protein. NCBI's taxonomy places the organism in Eukaryota, Fungi, Ascomycota, Eurotiomycetes, Eurotiales, Aspergillaceae. The record is from RefSeq and is a predicted model, not a curated record. Bases 1 to 552 code for a protein of 183 amino acids. The transcript has a single exon.
AUGGACACCCCAAUCCGCCGCAUCAUCACAGGACACGAUCCCAAGGGCAAGGCCUAUUUUGCGUCCGAUGAGGUCUUGACUCCCUACGACCCGACCACCACACCUGAAUUUUCCACCCCGGGUCCAAACUCAGGCUUCGGCGUCGUUCAAAUCCACCGUUCCCGCGGCUUCCCCGUCGACAACAUGCGUGAGCUUCCCGAUCCGCAUAAGAGCCUCGUUCCUCUCGCCGACACUAAGGGUCCCUCCUGUCGCAUUCUUGAUCUGCCGCCCGCCGAACACGGAUGGAUGCAUCGUACUCUGAGCCUCGACUACUUUGUCGUUCUGUCUGGUAAAGUCGGGCUCAUUACGGAUGGGGGAGUGGAGAAGAUCUUACAGCCGCAUGAUGUAGUAGUCUGCCGUGGAACGAAUCAUGAAUGGGUCAAUCGGGGGACAGAUGUCGCGAGACUGUUUGCUGUUGUUGUUCCUAGCAAGGAGAUUGUUACUGAGAAUGGUGUUCGAUUGGAGAAGACGCCUGCUGGUCCUAUUUAUGACCCUGAAGAGGAAGAGGAUUGA